Messenger RNA from Rhea pennata, 3046 nucleotides. It is a transcript of the gene UBXN4, whose product is annotated as UBX domain protein 4. The transcript has 13 exons. The record is from RefSeq and is a predicted model, not a curated record. Gene Ontology annotation, cellular component: endoplasmic reticulum. Bases 56 to 1591 code for a protein of 511 amino acids. NCBI's taxonomy places the organism in Eukaryota, Metazoa, Chordata, Aves, Rheiformes, Rheidae. Gene Ontology annotation, molecular function: protein binding.
CGGUUGCGGCGCAUGCGCGGGGCGGCGGGUGGUGGCGCCCGGGGCCGGCGGCACCAUGAUGUGGUUCGGCGGCUCCAUCCCGGCCGCCAUCGCCGCCGCCAAGCAGCGGAGCUCCGUCUUCGUCGUGUUCGUGUCAGGUGAGGAUGAACAAUCCGUUGAGAUGGCUGCAAGGUGGGAAGAUGAGAAGGUGACUGAAGCUGCCGCAGAGGGUUUUGUUGCUAUUAAAAUUGACACCAAAAGCGAAGCAUGCCUGCAGUUUUCUCAAAUUUAUCCUGUAGUUUGCAUUCCAUCCAGUUUCUUUAUUGGAGACAAUGGAAUCCCUUUGGAAGUAAUUGCUGGCAGUGUUUCUGUUGAAGAGCUUGUUACCAGAAUCCAUAAAGUAAAACAGAUGCACGCAGUAAAGGGGCAACUUCUGGAAAACGGAGGUCAGUCGUCUGCUCCGUGUCCCUCCUCUCAGUCUGACAGUGCUCCAGAAAAUGCACAGUCCAGAGCAGUAGAGUUAUGUGAUUCUCAUGAGUCUGUUAUGUCCGAGACGAUAAGACCUUCUGCUGAUGGAGUAAAUUCAGGUCAAGCGAGCCAGUCUCAGGAAGCAACUAAUUCUUCAGAUGAGCAAGUGAGUGAUGCUCAGCCUGUGAAUGAUCUUAAGGUCAAAGUAGAAAGAAUAACAAAAAAGCUUGAAGAAAGACGAGAAGAGAAGAGAAAAGAAGAAGAGCAGAAAGAAAUUAAGAAAGAAAUUGAACGGAGAAAAACUGGUAAAGAAAUGUUGGAGUACAAACGACGACAAGAAGAAGAAUUGACAAAACGAAUGUUAGAGGAAAGGAACAGAGAAAAGGCAGAAGAGAGAGCAGCUAGAGAGCGUAUAAGACAACAGAUUGCAAUGGACCGUGCCGAGAGAGCAGCUCGCUUUGCAAAAUCAAAGGAAGAAGCUGAAGCUGCAAAAGCUGCAGCUCUUCAGGCUAAACAGGCUGAAAUAGAGGCCAGAAAAGAAGCAUCCCAGAAGGAGCGAAGUGCAAUAGCCAGGAUUCAGUUCCGCCUCCCAGAUGGAUCUUCCUUUACUAACCAGUUUCCAUCUGAAGCACGGCUGGAAGAAGCAAGGCAGUUUGCUGCACAGACUGUUGGAAAUGCUUAUGGCAAUUUUUCACUGGCAACAAUGUUUCCCAGAAGGGAGUUUACCAAAGAAGAUUAUGGAAAGAAAUUGUUGGAGCUAGAGUUAGCACCCAGUGCUUCAGUAGUGUUGCUGCCGGCAGGAAGACCUGCUACUUCUGUUGUUCAGGCCUCAGGAGGUGAUCUGUGGAAGUUCUUGGGCACAAUACUUUAUCCCUUGUUAGCAGUUUGGAGAUUUAUUAGCAGCUUCCUAUUUACCAGUCCACCUCCCUCACAGUCUACUGCGAGAACAGCACAUCAACAAGAACAUUCAAAUCCUUCAGCAUCUAACAGCAUUGAGCAAAGCAGGCAAGCAGUCAGGAAACGAGUAAUGGAAAAGCGAGGGGAAGACUUCAAAAAAGAAGGCAAAAUAUAUAGACUGAGGACUCAAGAUGAUGGAGAAGAUGAAAACAAUACUUGGAAUGGAAAUUCUACGCAACAAAUGUAGUUUUAAGUGACUGCAGUAACUGCUCUCUGGUGUUUGUUUUUUCUUUCCUUAUUUGAUCUAAGUCAGCUAAAGCUUCUGGACAUACAGGGCUUAUCUUACACUGACUGAUUUACAAAAAUCUUAUUCCUGCAGUAGAGCAUGGAAUAAAGUUGCCUAAAUCAGAAAAAUCAAGUGGAUGUAGCUGAGGCCUAGAAGCUCAAAGAAUUAAAGAUUGAAAAAUCCCCCUUGGCUUUCAUAAUCAUUAGCCGUACUGUCAUAGGAAGGCACUUUUUAAUCUAUAAAUAUUCUGCUAUGUAAACUUAAGGGCCAGAUAUUAAUAUAAAGGUUGGGGUAGGCAAUGACUGAUUAAGAUGAGGGUUUCAGAAGCACUAUUAAGUAGUAAAUCAGAUAGAUAACUAAUUUAUGUUCAAUUUUUUCUUGCUUCUGCAGCUGCAAGCAAAAAUCUUGUAGUUUUUAAUUCCCCAAGCACUCAAUAAAGUGUUUUUCAGAAAACAGAACUGCCUUCUCUUGUGAACAUCUGCUGAAGUACUUCUGUGUAACAAGGAAGCAAGCAGUAAGACUGUAAAACUAGGCUUAUACACUGCAGUAUAAAAUACAGUGGAAAAAACUUUUGUUCCACUUUAAAUGACCUAACUCAGGACUUGUUCUUGAAAUCUGGUAAAAUGCCCGUGAAGUAGUGUGGUACUUAUUUCUCUCAAAAAAUGGAAAUACUGUUAGGAGGGGGAUCACAUCUUUCCUUCCAUGAAAGAGUUCAACCGUUCUCCCUUUCCUACCUCCCCCCCAGUUAUUGUGCAUCUCACUUUUGUAGACCUGACCGGUAGCAGUGUUCUUGCUACUUCAGACUUACUUCUGUUGAAAGCAGCUUUAAUAAAAUAUCACAGCAUUCAGUUGUAAAGGCACAGUAGUCGAACAACUUUUAUUUUGAUUUCUAACAUUUAUUUCACAGCAUACAAUCUAAAAAAAUACUGUAAAUACUGUUUAAAUCAAAUCAAAUAAAGGAUAGAGCAGCCAUAUAACAACAGAAUGUUGUUACCACUAGCUGUACUAGAACAGCAUGUUGUCUUAGGCCUAUUUUCAGGUGUAUUAAGAAUACCUUGUUUUAAGAACACAAGGAAGGUGUAGAGCUUUUUUGAGACUCUCUCAAAGUCCUUGGAGAGAUGAACUGGACUGAUCAUGAAGCAAAUGAAUGUUCAAGUUUUGGGUUGUAUAAGGAUUCUGAACAAGUAAUGUUUUGCUCGAUAGUUUUUCAUAUAUGACAGAGUUAAUUUCUUAAAUUUCUUAAGCAAACAACAGAAUGAUGGGAAGUCAUAUAUAAGACAAGAUACUAAUUUACAGUAGUAAAAGCAUUAAUUUUUUCCUGGUGGCAUGUGCAACAAAAAGUAGGUAUUUGCAAAGUUAGAGUACCUCUGUUCCACACAUUUAAAAAGCAAAAAAUGAAAUCUUACAGUUUACUGA